AUGAGGGCCGUGAUGCUGGCUGCAAUCCUGGCUGUGGCGGUGGUGCCCACGGCCUGGGCCAUGAGGCUGGGAAGGCUGGACCCUAAACAGCUUCUCGGGCCCUGGUACGUGCUCGCCGUGGCUUCUCGGGAAAAGGGCUUCGUGGCGGAGAAGGCCACCAAGAACGUGCAGGGGGUCGUGGUGACGCUCACUCCAGAAAACAAUCUGAAGGUGCUUUCCUCUCGGAACAGGCUGGAGGGCUGCAGUCUGACUGCUGUGGAGCUGCUGAAACAAAACUCCAGAUGGGUCUUCGAGAAUCCCUCCCUGGGCGUGCUGGAGUACCGCGUGCUGGGCACCAACUUCAAAGACUACACCAUCGUCUUCACCCAGCUGGAGUUUGGGGACGAGUCCUUCAACACCGUGGAGCUGUACAGCCGGACGCACGUGGCCAGCCAGGAGGCCAUGCGUCUCUUCUCCAGGUGGAGCAAGAACCUGGGCUACCUCUCCCAGGAGCAGGCCAAGCUGCAGAAGGACCUCACCUGUGCACACAGGAUCCUCCAGGUAAGCCGCCUUCAAGGGCCUCACCUCCUCUGCAGGAGCCAGGCAGAGCCCCAGGAAGCCCCUUCCUCCCCGAUGGGCAGCAGCUCCCCGUCCCACCUGCAUGGGGCUGGUGGCUCAGCUGCUGACAAAGCCAGCGUGGGGCUGAGGGUCUGGGGAGUCCGGGGCAGAGCCCCCUCCGGGCUCAGGGACAGCACCGAGCUCUUCACACUCAUUUUGGUUUUCAGUGAAUGCCCUGGCCCCGAGGGGGUCAGUACCCGCAGUGUGGUGGCCGCUCUGGCUGGGAGCCGCCCUCUUCCCUCGGCCGGCUGGGAGCUGGGCCCGCUGCUCCCGAGGGCCGCUCGGCCUGUCUCAGCUCCUGGAGGGUGGGAUCCUGUCAGCCCCGUGUUCUGGGGGAGCCCCAAGGACAUCCAGGAGGAAGUGUCUGCCGUGGAUGGAAGCUGGGCUGAGAGCGGGUUCGGUUGCUUCUCGCCCAAGGGGAGGUGA
Messenger RNA from Choloepus didactylus (southern two-toed sloth), 1023 nucleotides. It is a transcript of the gene LCN6, whose product is annotated as lipocalin 6. The transcript is spliced from 7 exons. The record is from RefSeq and is a predicted model, not a curated record. The coding region runs from base 1 to 1023 and encodes 340 amino acids. Gene Ontology annotation, molecular function: small molecule binding. NCBI's taxonomy places the organism in Eukaryota, Metazoa, Chordata, Mammalia, Pilosa, Megalonychidae.